AUCACAUUUGAGCCAAACAGAAGAGGAAAGCGCAUGCGAAUCGGAAUGCCGGCAUCGAAACACGUUCCAUGAGGAAGGAGGGCUGUGUACACUAUCCGUAUUCCCUGCUUGAAAGGAAGGCUGCUGUUGAUCCCUGCCUCCUGCCGAUUGCGUCAGCAUCAGCAGCUUCGCUCAGCCAAAAUGACCAUCCCCCAGAUCGCCGGUCUUACGGUCGAGGUCCAAGCGGAGGGCAGUGGCCCCGAGACCAAGCGCGGUGAUAACAUUGACGUGCACUACAAGGGCACUCUCACCGAUGGCAAGAAGUUCGACUCGAGCUACGACCGUGGCGAGCCGCUCAAUUUCACGGUCGGCGCUGGGCAAGUCAUCAAGGGCUGGGACGAAGGCCUGCUGGGCAUGAAGGUUGGCGAGAAGCGCAAGCUCACCAUCUCCCCGGAGCUCGGCUACGGCUCCCGCGGCGCUGGCAACGUCAUUCCCCCGAACGCCACCCUGAUCUUCGAGACGGAGUUGGUCCGCAUCAGAUAAUCAAGCGGUGUGCGUCGUCAUGAAGGGUGUCUCGUUUGCGAGAAGUCAUUUCUAUUAGGCGCAAGACCUCGCUCGAGGUCGUUGCAUGGGUUCCUCCAAAUGGAGGGUUGAAAAAUCGAGACACCUCUCUCGAGCAGC
This is a messenger RNA of Thermothielavioides terrestris NRRL 8126, 660 nucleotides long. RefSeq lists its product as uncharacterized. The record is from RefSeq and is a predicted model, not a curated record. The transcript has 3 exons. Gene Ontology annotation, biological process: protein peptidyl-prolyl isomerization. The coding region runs from base 181 to 522 and encodes 113 amino acids. Lineage: Eukaryota; Fungi; Ascomycota; Sordariomycetes; Sordariales; Chaetomiaceae. Gene Ontology annotation, molecular function: peptidyl-prolyl cis-trans isomerase activity.